This is a messenger RNA of Plasmodium gallinaceum, 1314 nucleotides long. RefSeq names its product conserved Plasmodium protein, unknown function. The transcript has a single exon. The record is from RefSeq and is a predicted model, not a curated record. The coding region runs from base 1 to 1314 and encodes 437 amino acids. NCBI's taxonomy places the organism in Eukaryota, Apicomplexa, Aconoidasida, Haemosporida, Plasmodiidae.
AUGAAGUAUUUAAAGAAGAGAAAGUUACAUAAUUUAAAGAAAAUUAGUAUACGAAUGAAGCAUGGUCAUUUUUUUUACUUCAUUAGAGAGCUUUUAAGAUUGAAAAAACUAAAAAAAUUAUAUGUUAAGCAAUGUAAAAAAGAAAGGGAAUUAAUUCAAAAAGUCAAGAAAAAAAAAUUAAAAAAAAAAAAAAAAUUGUACAUUAACGAUAAUAUAAAAAGAGAUGCAGCCAAGAAUAAAAAAAAGAGAAAAAUCAAUAAAAGACUUAAUGAUAAAGCUAUUAAAAAUAAUAAAAAAGAAAAUAAAAAAAAAGAUAAGACAGAACGCAGUAAUUUAAAGAAUAAUGAUAAAAUAAAUAAGGUAAAUAAAAUCAUAAUAAAAAAAGAAAAGAAAAAAAGGGAUAAAAAUUUGAUUCAAAAUAAAUUAGAUAGUAUAAAUCAUCAUAAAAAAGGAAAAGAAAGAAAAAAAAUAGUUAAAAAUAAACAAAAAAUUAAAGAUGGAAAUAAAAAAGAUAAAACGGAAAUAUCAGAAUUUAAAGAAAAUAUUGAAAUAAAUCAUAUGGAAAAAAUUAAAAAUGAUUGUAAAGGUAAUAAUUCAGCUGAGAUAUCCUCUGAUUUAUCAAACAAAAUAUUUAGAAUACAGAAUUCGACAAAAAUAUUUGAUAUUAAUUUAAUGAGAAAUUAUACAAAUGAGAAUAAUUUAAUUAAAAAACCAAAUAAUGAACAUAAUGUAAUAGAAUUACAUCAUAAUAAAUAUAAUGUAAAAGAAUUACAUGACAACAUUAAACUAAUAGAGAAAUUUGAUUCUAAAAAUAAAUCAAUAAAUAACAAUAUUUCUAAAGAGAUGCUUGAGUACUUUGUUUCUAAAUGUAUUGAUUUAAAAAAUUUUAUUGUUACAUACAAUUCAAGCUUUAAAAAUAUUUUUAAUAAUUUAUUUAACGAAUAUAUGUUUCUAAAAAAGUAUAUUAACAGCAAUCAUAACGUUUAUCAUAAGUUAAUAUUUUUUUUUAGCUGUAAACAUUAUUUAAAAAAGUUGAAUUAUCUUUUAUCUAUAUUUUAUGAUGUUAUAGAAGAGAAUGACGAGGAUUUAAUGCUUGAAUUUUAUAAAGAGAUAAAAAACAAUAGAAGAUUACUAUACUAUAUUGGAAGAAUAUUAUCAAAUUAUUUAACAUGCAUAGCAUAUAAAAAAGUAGUAUAUAUAAUUAUCAUUUGCUUUGCACGAGUUCAUACAGUUCUAAAUUGUAUUCUUAUAUCAGAACCUUUUAAAAGUAUUAUACCUGAAUUAUUGAAUAUAAUUAAUCAUAUUAAAAUAUGA